GAUACGGAACUGCGUGUGAUGUCAUUUCCGCAGGAAGUCGUCUGGCGCUGGAGCGGUCUUCUGUACUUGCUGCCACGUCGAAGUACUUUGUGAACCCGGUUAAUUCAUUGUGGGGAGGCGAGACAAGUUUUUUGAGGAGUUUGUGGUUAAACAGCAGCGAUGGUCUCCGUCAUUAACACAGUAGACACCUCCCACGAGGACAUGAUUCAUGAUGCUCAGAUGGAUUACUACGGGACUCGACUUGCCACGUGUUCCUCUGAUCGCACCGUCAAGAUCUUUGACGUCAGGAAUGGAGGACAGAUUCUAGUGGCAGACCUCCGAGGUCAUGAAGGGCCCGUCUGGCAGGUCGCGUGGGCCCACCCAAUGUUUGGGAACAUCCUGGCCUCCUGCUCCUACGACCGUAAGGUCAUCAUCUGGAAGGAGGAGAAUGGCGCCUGGGACAAGAUGUACGAGUACACGGGGCACGAGUCCUCAGUGAACUCGGUCUGCUGGGGUCCCUAUGAGUUCGGUCUGAUCCUGGCCUGCGGCAGCUCCGAUGGAGCCAUUUCCCUCCUCACAUUAACGGGAGAUCAGCAGUGGGACGUCAAAAAGAUCAGCAACGCCCACACUAUUGGCUGUAACGCUGUGAGCUGGGCUCCUGCUGUGGUUCCAGGCAGCUUGAUAGAUCAACCGUCCGGACAGAAACCCAACUACAUCAAACGCUUUGUCUCUGGAGGCUGCGACAACCUGGUGAAACUCUGGAAAGAGGAGGACGGUCAGUGGAAGGAGGAUCAGAAGCUGGAGGCUCACAGUGAUUGGGUGAGAGAUGUUGGAUGGGCUCCUUCCAUCGGCCUCCCCACCAGCACCAUCGCCAGCUGCUCCCAGGAUGGGCGUGUCUUCAUCUGGACAUGUGACGACCCAGCAGGCAACACCUGGGCGGCGAAGCUGCUGCACAAGUUCAACGACGUGGUGUGGCACGUCAGCUGGUCCAUCACCGGGAACAUUCUGGCUGUUUCAGGCGGAGACAACAAGGUGACGCUGUGGAAGGAGUCGAUGGAGGGUCAGUGGGCGUGCAUCAGCGACGUCAGCAAAGGCCAGGGCGCCGUCUCCACCAUCACAGACACGCAGCAGAACGAGCAGUGACACCAGACGGGGACGGUCCCGGGCUUUUGGACUUUUUCCUCCUUCAUUCCGUCAUGAACUUCAGUCCUCCUCAGACCUCGAUGGUCGGAGCUCCUCGUCCAGACGGCGAGCCUUAUGCGCCCAGGCUCCUCCCCCUCUCAGCAUCUUUGUUUCAUCCAAACGGGUUCCACCAGCAUCGUGGUCCUCUGAUCUGUCCCUGUGGAUCUGGAGGAGAACGUUUAGAUGAUCCAGAACUUCCAGGAUUGGACUGAAGAGUUCUUGAUUCUUGAUACAGUUUAAAUUGUAAAAGUUUCCGAUCACAGGAAUGAAACUCCGAGAAAGAUCUCUGGAAUCUGUUCUCAAACAUCCCAAAAGUUUUCUGGAGUUCAGUCGGCUCCAGGUGGUUUUUCAUGUUUGAUGUGAUUCUAAUAAAUUAAUACCAAACAUU
Oryzias melastigma (Indian medaka) is the source of this 1549-nucleotide messenger RNA. It is a transcript of the gene sec13, whose product is annotated as SEC13 homolog, nuclear pore and COPII coat complex component. NCBI's taxonomy places the organism in Eukaryota, Metazoa, Chordata, Actinopteri, Beloniformes, Adrianichthyidae. Gene Ontology annotation, biological process: COPII-coated vesicle budding; protein import into nucleus; positive regulation of TOR signaling. Gene Ontology annotation, molecular function: protein binding; structural molecule activity. Bases 160 to 1122 code for a protein of 320 amino acids. The transcript is spliced from 9 exons. The record is from RefSeq and is a predicted model, not a curated record. Gene Ontology annotation, cellular component: nuclear pore outer ring; COPII vesicle coat.